ACACACUUGGUGGAAAACAUUCAUGAUGCAUCAUUGUGUGCAGCGGUUUGACGUGUAAUAUUAAAACCGACCACUAGGUGUCCUCAAAUCCCCAGCAACCCGUUAUACCAAGUCUGCGCAGUGCGCAUGUUUGAAACUGAACCGAGAGACACGCAAAAGAUACCAAGCGUGAAUAUUAAAAAGUAAACAUUUGCAGGAUACCAAAAGAGAGAUUUGGUGCUUCCCCAUUCUGAGCUGUAUCUGUUGCCAAGAGACAAAACACGCCUUCCUGCAGCAUCAUUGGCUACAUCCAUUCCAUCUCUUUCACUCCUAUGGGUGGACCGCGUCCCUAAUUCUAACAGAGUGACCAAUCGCAUGAGAGCAGGGCGGGAUUUAUUGAAUACGGGUAGGAAAGCAAGGAAAUAAAUAAUGCACCUGUGCCCGGUUGCCGAGCGACGUCUAAGUUAGAGGCAGCGGCGUAUUUUUUCCAGAAGAAGGAGGGAAAUGAAGGAAAUGAGGGGAAAUGAGGGAGUGGCAGAGAGCGGGAGAAAGAGAAGUGCAUGUGGGCACAAGCCGGCGGAGGAGCAGCAGAUAAAUGUGAUUGGAGUGAGCUGGUGCUGAACGCAGGAGAAGCAGGACUGAGUGAGGAACGCUGAUGAUGUGACUGUCGCUGAUGCUGGUGGAGCGACUUGGAGAGAGAAGUUAUGCGCAGCAGAAGUAACCUUCUUCCCUCUAAGGGAUUUCAUCUCACCAAGGAGAAAGUGAUGUUAUGAAAUCCACCUGAAGGUCCAUAACUAUGAUGGAAAGAUUUUCCAGCAUGAACUGACGUAGUUGUUUCCCCAUAACUGCGUGUCCGGGACGUGACGUGACGUGACCAUGGGGGCGUUGGGAUGCCUGAACGUGACCAACGGGACGAGCGGCGGUGCGCCGUACCCGCUCCAGGCGUCUCUGGUGGUGCUCGUGGUGCUGCUCAUCCUCCUCACGGUGUUCGGUAACGUGCUGGUGGUGAUCGCCGUGUUCACGAGCCGAUCCCUGAAGGCUCCGCAGAACCUGUUCCUGGUCUCUUUGGCUUCUGCGGAUAUUUUGGUGGCGACUCUGGUCAUGCCGUUCUCGCUGGCCAACGAGCUGAUGGGAUACUGGUAUUUCGGCCAGGCCUGGUGCGAGGUCUACUUGGCGCUGGACGUCUUGUUCUGCACCGCCUCCAUCGCGCACCUGUGUGCAAUCAGCCUGGACCGCUAUUGGUCCAUCACGCAAGCCGUGGAGUACAACCUGAAGCGCACGCCGCGCCGCAUCAAGUGCAUCAUCUUGGUCGUGUGGGUCAUCGCCGCAGUCAUCUCCUUCCCGCCGCUCAUCACUAUGGAGAAGGAGGGAGAGCAGGAGGUGGGGCGUCCGCUGUGCAAGAUCAACGAGGACAAGUGGUACAUCAUCUCAUCCUGCAUCGGCUCCUUCUUCCUGCCCUGCAUCAUCAUGGUGCUCGUGUACAUCCGCAUCUACCAGAUCGCCAAGAGCAGGACCAGAGGAAGGGGAAGGAAAGAGGAAGAAAGGCGAAGGAACGACGCCAAAAAGGAGGAGAACGGCCACGAGAAGCUCAACGGCGAGUCAGACGACAAGGACAAGGGCGACGUCAACGGCGUGGACAUGGAGGAGUCGUCCUCGUCCGAGCACAAGGAUGACAACGCUUGCUCAAACAAGAAGAUGCGAGCCAAGGGCAAGACCAAGCUGAGCCAGAUCAAACCCGGGGACGAGACCGCCAGGCGGUCCACGCGACAGAGCGGCAACCGCGGGCGCUGGAAGGGCCGACAGAACCGCGAGAAGCGCUUCACCUUCGUCCUGGCCGUCGUUGUCGGCGUCUUCGUCGUCUGCUGGUUUCCUUUCUUUUUCACGUACACACUGACGGCGCUAUGCGACUCGUGCUGCGUUCCCACCACGCUCUUCAAGUUCUUUUUCUGGUUCGGCUACUGCAACAGCUCGCUCAACCCCAUCAUCUACACCAUCUUUAACCACGACUUCAGGAGGGCCUUCAAGAAGAUCCUGUGCCGACGGGAGCGCAGGGUCGUGUGAAAUCGACAGGACAAGACCGGAAUCUGCACCGGCGUCGCUUGAACUUUAACCCUGUUCUGAUUUGCAAUGUGUUGUACAGCCAGCACUGAGCACAGUCUACACCAUCGAGGGGGGGUGGGGGGUGGUGGGGGCGAGAAGCCAGGGCAGAGGGUCUUGUGAACGAGAUUUGUUCCCUUGUUGAACUUUAACCCGCGAUCCAUUAGGACAAAACAAACGCGAGCUCACGUCAACGCAAAACCACCAACUUCCCACCCGUUUUUUUUCUUCGAUUUGAUUUCUUUACAGCUUGUGCAGAAGCCGCAGAAGAGCGCGCCGUACCGCCGCAGCGUCCAUGUGAUUUAUUGCGAGGUGAGCAGCCGGAGGGGAAGUGUGUACAGUAAACACUAAUACAGCAGCGUCACACAGGGGGAAAAUAUCGGCCCUCGAUUUCACGCCUGCUUUUGUAUCAUACAUCAAUAGAGCGAUAAGAAGAAAACGUCCUCCGGCAAUUUGCUCUGUAAAUAAUCACAAAUCACACAACGGGAACCUGCACACGCGCGCACACACACACACCCCUCAGUCAUUCCCUAUAAUACCUGUGCUAUGUAUGUUGUGUAUGAAUGAUAAAUGCAUUGGACUGAUGUUUGAAAAACGUCACGCACACGACCAACACAUUUUCACUUCCAAUUCAUUUGAUGUUACAGAAAAAAUUUGAAAAAAUCUGAUUCCUUUUGAAUUCAGUAUCAAUAAAAUCAGAUGUUCUGCUGGGAAACACAAUGGCUUAAGAAUCUCUUGUUUUUGCUCACCACAAACAAUCCCU
Silurus meridionalis is the source of this 2839-nucleotide messenger RNA. RefSeq names its product adrenoceptor alpha 2A (gene adra2a). Gene Ontology annotation, biological process: adenylate cyclase-activating adrenergic receptor signaling pathway. Gene Ontology annotation, cellular component: membrane. The transcript has 3 exons. The coding region runs from base 856 to 2040 and encodes 394 amino acids. Lineage: Eukaryota; Metazoa; Chordata; Actinopteri; Siluriformes; Siluridae. Gene Ontology annotation, molecular function: adrenergic receptor activity. The record is from RefSeq and is a predicted model, not a curated record.